AUGGAUUCGGCGGAAUCGCCGGGAUCGCCGAAGGGUUUGACGGAGGUUACGGAUGAUUGGAAGAACCGGAGUGAGAUCAACGAUUCAGGAAACCUUCAAAGGGGGUCUGGAUUGAAGAUCAACGAUGAGGUACAAGGAAAGGAACUUGGGUCUGGAAAUGAGAAUGAGAAUCAAACUAGAAAGGGGGAGUCAGUGAGAUUUACGAGAGGCUCAAAGUCGGCAGGGUCGUCAUGGGUUGAUGUUGCUCAGGAGAAGAAGGUUAUGAAGAAGUAUGAUGUGGAAAUCACAGAGAAGGAAGGACAAAAAAGUGUAGAGAUUCCAGAUGAAGUUAUUGAGAAGGUGAAUCAUCUCUGGGAAGAUUAUCUGAUUGGUAAAUUUCUGGAUAAUGCUCCACACAUUGCCAAAGUUCAUGCUACAGUGAACAGGAUAUGGAAUCAAGGAGACAAAAAGAUGUUGAUUGAUGUUCAUGUGGUAGACGAAACUACAAUGAAGUUUAAAGUCACAGAUCCAACAAUGCGAGCAAGGGUUCUAAAAAGAGGAAUGUGGAGUAUUGGUAACAUACCAAUGGUGAUCACAAAAUGGGUUCCAGAUGAAAUGAAGGAGAAGCCUGAGAUAACAGCUAUACUGCUAUGGGUUCAUCUCAAGAAUGUGCCAAUGAAUAUGUAUUCUUGGCAAGGAUUGAGUUUCAUCACAAGUGCAGCAGGAUUCCCGGUUCGUCUACAUCCAGAAACUGCUGCGUGUACAAACUUCAAGUUGGCAAAGGUUUUCGUCAAUGCUGAUCUUACAAAGGAGCUGCCAACCAAGAUAAAUUUUACAAAGAGUGGAGUUUCAUCUUUGGUAGAAUUAAUCUACCCAUGGUUGCCAUUGCGAUGUAAUACAUGUGGAAAAUGGGGGCAUACUGAUAAAGUAUGUAUCAUAAACAAGAAGGAUGGGUCAGAAAAGUCAGUAAAACAAAUAAUAAAAGAGGGAGUUGUAGGGAAAGAUGGAGAAAAGGUUAAAGAUAUGGAAGAAGAAGCAAUGAACAAGUUAGAAGCAGAGGCUAAACAAGAUAUUGAAUCAUCACAAGAGGAGAUUUCGGCUGAUACUGAUAAGGAGGUGAAGAUAUUGACACCAUCUAGAUUCUCAGUUCUUCUUGAAGUAGAUGAGAAAGGAGAUGGGGUAAACCAAGUUGAGUACGAGGAGAUUAUAAGUGUAGAAGAAGAGAUUGUGAUAGAAGAAACAGAGGAGGAACUGAGUAAAGAAGAAAAUAAAGAGGAGGAAGUGGAGGCAAAGAAUGACAUUAUGGAAGAUAUUAAGGGAAGAGAAACAUCAGUAGAGGGAAACAAGAGUGGUAUAGGGCAGAGUGUAGCUGGUAUAGAGCAUUGGCCUGAUCUAACAGCUAACUCUGGGUUUAAUCGGUAUACAAAACAACAAGUGGUGAAGAAUUGGAUUCAGUCUAAGGGAUUACUUUUUGGAGGGUUGUUGGAAACUAGAGUGAGGGAAAACAAGGCUCAAAGGAUCAUGUCAACAAUGUUUCCUGAAUGGUCUUUUAUCAGUAACUACGAGUUCAGCAGGAAAGGGAGGAUUUGGGUUAUGUGGAAUUCACAAGUUCGUAUCACGCCGAUUUUCAAGUCAGGUCAAAUAAUUACGGUUUCAGUUUUGGUGGAAGGAGAAGAAGAGGAGUUUCUGUGUUCGUUCGUCUAUGCUGAGAAUACAAUGGAAGGAAGAAGAGAUUUAUGGGGAGAUAUUAAAUCACAUCAAGAUUCACCACUUUUUAGAAAUAAGCAGUGGAUAAUCAUGGGAGAUUUUAAUGAAAUACUAGAAGGGGGUGAGCAUUCGAUCUAUCAGAAUUCGGGGAUAAUAAAUGCUGGUAUGGGAGAUUUUGAUGAUAUUGUUCAGUACUGCAAUCUAACUGACUUGGGGAGUCAAGGUCCUAAAUUUACCUGGUGUAAUCGAAGGGAGGAAGGAUUGAUCUGCAAGAAGCUAGACAGAGUUUUGGUAAAUGACAAGUGGCUGAAUCAUCGCAUGCAAGCUUAUGGAGUUUUCGAAGUAGGAGGAUGUUCUGAUCAUCUUCGUGGUCGGUUUCAUCUAAAAACAGAGGCAGAGGGUAAGCGGCGUCCUUUUAAAUUCACAAAUGUGGUAGCAGAAAUGCCGGAGUGUCUAAAAAUGAUGGAAGAUUACUGGAGAGAAAAUCAACCAUUGUUCCAAUCUACAUCUGCCCUAUUUAGAUUUUCUAAAUAUCUUAAAGCUCUGAAGCCGCUGAUAAGGAACCUGAGUAAAGAGAAGCUGGGACAAUUAUCUUUGAGAGUUAAGGAAGCAUAUAAGGAUUUGUGUGAGAAGCAGGAGAGGUUGUUUAGUAAUCCAACUCAGAAUAAUAUACAGGAGGAGCUAAGAGCGGCGGAAAGAUGGAACAGAAUUUCUAGCAUUGAAGAGAAUGUUUUAAAACAAAGAUCCGAGAUGCACUGGUUGCAGUUGGGGGAUAGGAAUAGUAAAGUCUUCCACAAUGCGGCAAAGAUGAGAGUGAUGAAGAAUAUGAUCAGAGAGAUCAAAUGGAAGACAUGA
Molecule: messenger RNA, 2541 nt
Organism: Brassica napus (rape)
Lineage: Eukaryota; Viridiplantae; Streptophyta; Magnoliopsida; Brassicales; Brassicaceae
Exons: 3
Coding region: 1-2541 (846 amino acids)
Molecular function (GO): catalytic activity
Source: RefSeq, a predicted model, not a curated record